Messenger RNA from Thamnophis sirtalis, 1746 nucleotides. Lineage: Eukaryota; Metazoa; Chordata; Lepidosauria; Squamata; Natricidae. The record is from RefSeq and is a predicted model, not a curated record.
AUGUCUCCAAAUGUCCAGUGCGGGGUGUGCGUGUUUGUGUGUCACACAAUUGAAGCCUACCCUUCAAGGGUUCCAGGUGCUGGAGCAGGAGUUCCAGGAGCAGGGUACUACCCAGGAACAGCUGGCAUCGGAGGCGUAGGGGGCCACGGCGGCACAGGAGCUGGCAUUGGAGGUGGACUUGGAGGAACAGGUGGCCUAUAUCCAGGAGGUGUCUAUCCUGCUGGAUCUGCCGCUGCAGCCGCUGCAGCCUAUAAAGCCGCCGCUAAAGCUGGACUUGGUGUACCUGGUGGUGGCUUAGGCGGACAACCUGGAGGUGGCACAGGUGGACUACCUGGAGGUGGCAUAGGCGGACUACCUGGAGGUGGAGGUGGAGGGCUACCUGGAGGUGGCUUUGGUGGACUACCUGGAGGUGGAGGUGCAGGUCUACCUGGAGGUGGUGUGGGCGGAUUACCUGGUGCUGGUGGUGGAGUCAAGCCUGGGAAAAUCCCUGGUGUUGGAAUUCCAGGAGUCUUCCCUGGAGGCGUACUUCCUGGCACAGGAUACCGCUAUCCAGGUCUAGGAGUCUUGCCAGGAGUGGCAUCUGGAACAGGUGUCAAACAGAAAGUCCCAGGACUUGGAGGAAUUGGAGGUGGACAGCAACCAGGCCUACCUCUGGGUUAUCCCAUCAAGGCACCGAAACUCCCAGGUAGUUAUUAUGGAAAUCCUUAUGGUGCUGGCAAGCUGACUUUCGGCGGGGCAGGUGGUGCCUAUGCUGGAGGACUUGGAGGAAAACCUGGCUAUCCAACGGGUACAGGUGUAGGAGCUCAGGCCGCUGCUGCUAAGGCAGCCGCAAAAUAUGCUGCUGGACUUUUGCCUGGAGCAGGCGCUGGACUUUUGCCUGGAGCCGGGGGUGCCCUUGGCGGAGGAGGGCUGUUCCCUGGUGUUGGUGGUGCUGGAGGAGGACUAGGUGCCGGCGGAGCAGGAGUAGCGGCAGCAGUAGCUGCCAAAGUAGCAGCCAAAGCAGCAGCUUACGGUGGCAGAGGUGUCCCUGGAACUGGAGUGGGUGGUGGCGGCUAUGGUCUUCCUGGAACUGGAGUUGGUGGUGUUGGUCUUCCUGGUGUUGGUGGACUUCCGGGAGUUGGAGGAGGCGGACUAGGAGGAGUUGGUGUGGGAGGAAAUAUGUACAUGAAUGGAAUCCUAUAUGUGGUGGGAUUGCAGAAUGAGCAUGGAGAGGGCGGGUUCCAGGUGGCAUUGGCCCUGGUGGCGUCGGCCCUGGUGGCGUUGGCCCUGGUGGCGUCAUCAUCCCUGGUGGCGUCGGCCCUGGUGGCGUCGGCCCUGGUGGCGUCGGCCCUGGUGGCGUCAUCCCUGGUGGCGUCGGCCCUGGUGGCGUCGGCCCUGGUGGCGUCGGCCCUGGUGGCGUUGGCCCUGGUGGCGUUUUCCCAGGAGCCGGGACAGGAGGCAAGUCAGCAGCAGCUCUGGCAGCUAAGGCAGCAGCUAAAGCAGCAGCAUAUGUUCCUGGCGCUGGUGGUGGACUUGUGCCUGGCUUUGGCGGAAUCCCAGGAGGUGGAGUUCCUGGGGCAGCUGCAGCAGCGAAAGCAGCUGCUAAAGCAGCCAAAUACGGUCUCCGUCCCGGAGGUGGCGUCCUUCCUGGAGGUGGCGUCCUUCCUGGAGGUGGCGUCCUGCCUGGAGGUGGCGUCGUGCCUGGAGGUGGCGUCGUGCCUGGAGGUGGCGUCGUGCCUGGAGGUGGCGUCGUACCUGGAGGAGUAA